GGCCCCCCCAGGCGCGCUGGGGCUGAGCCCGGCUGGCGCGGGGGCGCGCGGGGACCAUGCCCGGAGGCCGGACCGCAGCAUGGCUCACGGGCCCGGCGCGCUGAUGCUCAAGUGCGUGGUGGUGGGCGACGGGGCGGUGGGCAAGACGUGCCUGCUCAUGAGCUACGCCAACGACGCCUUCCCCGAGGAGUACGUGCCCACCGUCUUCGACCACUACGCCGUCAGCGUCACUGUGGGGGGCAAGCAGUACCUCCUGGGACUCUAUGACACGGCGGGACAGGAAGACUAUGAUCGUCUGAGGCCUUUAUCCUACCCGAUGACUGACGUCUUCCUCAUAUGCUUCUCCGUGGUCAAUCCAGCCUCAUUUCAGAACGUGAGAGAGGAGUGGGUACCGGAACUUAAGGAGUAUGCGCCGAACGUCCCCUUUUUAUUAAUAGGAACUCAGAUUGAUCUCCGAGAUGACCCCAAAACUUUAGCAAGACUGAAUGAUAUGAAAGAAAAACCAAUAUGUGUGGAACAAGGACAGAAACUAGCAAAAGAGAUAGGCGCAUGCUGCUAUGUGGAAUGUUCAGCUUUAACCCAGAAGGGACUGAAGACUGUUUUCGAUGAGGCUAUCAUAGCCAUCUUAACUCCAAAGAAACAUGCAGUUAAAAAAAGAAUAGGAUCAAGAUGUAUAAACUGUUGUUUGAUUACGUGAAAAACAUCUUCAGUGGCCAAGAAAACUGUCAAUUUCUCUCAGAAAGCAUAUGAAAUGCUACAGCGAUACCCAGACCUCUUGCAAUGAAGCAGUUUAAAACUUGAAAGAAAACAAAAAACCUGUCCUCAGCAUUCUGUAAAAUUCUUUAAGAAUGUCCCUUAAAGGUCUAACAAGCAGCAAACAGAAUCUGAAGCCACAAUCUAUUAUAAAUACUUUAUUUCAAUUAGAACAUACAAUCUCUCAGGGUUUUCAUAGUUUAAAAAGCUACAAUCACAUGUUGAAACUACAUUUAAAAAAAAAAAAAAAAACACAACAGUGCUGUAAAUGGAACUGCUUGGCUUUGACCAUCCACAUUUCUGCGCAGCCCUUACGGAAUCUGCACAAAGGAUUCUCUUCUCCCUUUGCUCCGGUUAAUUGUUCUUGUACGUAAGUUGCUUUCUAUUCCAGUAUAUCCAGAGAGGAGAAAUGACAAGGCCGGCCACAUAGCCAAAGGUCGCUCCAAGCGUGCAGGAGAUGGGCCACACCUGAGGAGAGGAUGUGUGAGGUCAAAGCGAGCCAACGCUUAGCGUUACCUGAGCACAAGUUCACUGUAACCUAGAUACUUCUAUAUUAAAGCUUAUGUGCUUUCUUAACGAAUGCCAAAAGCAUAAUCAGGUUGGAACUGCAUUUAUCAUCAACACUAAAAAUGUACACAUUUUAGUUACUGUGCAUUACACUGUAACAAGGCUUCUGACAAUUGUAGAUUUAGUUUGAUGCUCCCCAAACUGCACGAGACACAUGCUAAAAUUACAAAUUACAAUUUGGGGUCAGACUUAGCCAUAAUCAUGGACCCGAUUUAGCUCUCUGAAAUAGCUGGUAAAUUUUGUUAAAUGCCCACAUUGGCUGUGUAUAUCAAAUGUAAAGAGAUGUGUAUAUGCUGACCGAGAUGCAGAGAACGGUCGCGUACGUUACAGAGGCAAGACCUGGAAUCCAAGCGUGUUGCGCGAACUUGAAACAGCAGCUACUUCUGUAAUAAAACUGUUGUCACCUUUCAGAUACACAUACUGCAACCACAGCAAAAAUUACAGAAUCACAAUUCAUGUGCACACUCAGAAUGUAAGUUAACAGAAUACCACUGGCUCCCAAGUACUUAUUCUCUCCAGCUGUAUGGCAUUUCACAAUAUUCCAUUAAGCCAGAAAUGUUGAUUUAAUUUACAAGCAGUAUGUAUUUGUCCUGAGGUGAGGAGGAAAGGCUCUGCUUAAAAAAAAAAAAAAAAAAAAAAAAGGCAACAAACUUCUCAUGUCCACCUGUAAAGCUUUUGUGCUAUUCUGGAGCCAUUUCUAGUCAUCUUCUGAGGAACAGGCCCAGGACUGUGGUAGAGGAGAACCCUUUUACUAAGUGGUCCUGUUGCCCACCUUACCUUCUUGGCUGGUCUGCUACAGAUCUGCCAUGUUCCAAAUGCCACACCACACAGCAGUGUUAGACAAAGUGUGAACCACUGAUGCAGUUUAGAGAUGCAGAAUCUAAUCCGCAGUUUCCUGAGCCUUCCUUACAUUUCCACUUGCUUCGCCUAAACUGUGAUUUGUCUUUGGUAGGCUUCUGUUCAUCUGUAUGAUUUGUACUUGCAGCUCUACGUACUGCACAGAUUGGGUAAUGGAACACUAAACAUUUAUACUUGAAAAUGACCGCCUUAAAUGCUUCUAUCAGUCACAAAUCUAGGAUGUACUGUCUUUGUAUGUGAGCUUUGUAGAGAUUUUAAAAAAUACAAGCAUCAUCUUCCCCAUUGGAGAGUGGAGAGUCUACUGGAUACCUAGUCAGCAGCUUUCUCUCGGAACUGGACGUUGGAUCUCUUCCUUCUCAAGAAUGGUGGUUCACACUAUCAUGGCCUUAUGUAUGCUCAAAUGAAAUCUUCUGUAACUUUCUCAUUUAAUUUUGGUCUAUUUUUAGAUAGAAUUUAAGGAAUUGUAUAAAUCAAUUAACUAUUAUCUGAGCUGUCCAACACAUGGUAUAAAGGAAUUAAGACAGUAAAGUAUUACACAUUUCCUAGUUGCCUUUGGGAAUUUGAUGGCGAUUUUUUUUUUUUUUCCUAAUUUUACAUCUUUGAAACACUUCACACUUGGUCUGCUAGGUAAUGAGAACAAAGUCCACAAUUCGUCCUGCUCUAAGCGACGGAUUAGGAAUCUGGACACACAAGCUGUUGUCAGCUGCUUCCUCACUGGGCCUGUUUCCUCACCUUAAAAUUCGGGAGGGAGAAGAGAUGACCUCCAGUGUGUCCCAUUGCUCAGCUCCUAGCGUCUGCGUUCUCGUCCGCAGUCCUCACUGCUGGGCCCCAGCCACCUUCUCCACAUGGUAAGGAUCUGUACACAGACUUCCAGGACUCUAAGUGAAGAGGACUGCGUCAUCCGAACCUGAGGUGCCUUAGGUACUCUACUGACCUUGAUGGGGUUUGGAGUUUCCCAUUGCUUAGUCAGAGAUUUUUAAUUGCGUUAUUUAGAGCUUCUUUUGGCAAAAUCCUCCCGGUCACUUAAACUAAAAACCAAAGAGUUGUUUUCUAUUCAUAAGCAGAUUGUAGAAAAAUUGCCUUAUUUUCAGAGACAUUUUUUUUUCAUUAAAGGCUUAGGUUUUAAUAGAAAUUCAGAUGACUCUCUGGAAUGACUCUUUCAAACUAGCAAAAUGAGAGAUACACUUCAGAAUACUUUAUUGCCAUAAAUUUUGCUAGUGAAUGCAAAUAUAUUGCUUCUAAUAAGGUCGUAUAUGAAAGAAGCUAAAAGAUUUGUAGUUAAUCCAUUUUUACAUGCAGUGGAUUAGUUCUAAAGUUCUUAAAAAUAAUUUUAGGGACUUCCUGAAAUCUCAUGUAGUAGUUGGCUAAUUUACGUCCUUAUUUUAUCUCUGUAGGUACAUUUUAGGUUACCCAUGUUGAAUUUCCAGUAAGUACAGCUUGAAUUAAUGGUGUUUGUCAUGAAUUCUUAGUUACUUUAGAGACUGCUUCCGUUGGACUUUUAAUUAUUUUAAGUACCAAAUUAAAUAUUGGUUUGUUGGUUGUUACUAAAGUGAUUGUUACUUUAACAGUGUCCCUUCUUAACACAUGGGGUUACAAAUAAAAUGAUACGCAGUUUACUAUCUAUGUAAAGUACUGA
This is a messenger RNA of Octodon degus (degu), 3814 nucleotides long. It is a transcript of the gene Rhoq, whose product is annotated as ras homolog family member Q. Gene Ontology annotation, molecular function: GTPase activity; GTP binding. Gene Ontology annotation, biological process: small GTPase-mediated signal transduction; cortical actin cytoskeleton organization. The transcript is spliced from 5 exons. The record is from RefSeq and is a predicted model, not a curated record. Bases 80 to 697 code for a protein of 205 amino acids. NCBI's taxonomy places the organism in Eukaryota, Metazoa, Chordata, Mammalia, Rodentia, Octodontidae.